Messenger RNA from Varroa destructor (honeybee mite), 7495 nucleotides. It is a transcript of the gene dachs, whose product is annotated as unconventional myosin-IXb-like dachs. Gene Ontology annotation, biological process: actin filament organization. Gene Ontology annotation, molecular function: cytoskeletal motor activity; actin filament binding; ATP binding. Lineage: Eukaryota; Metazoa; Arthropoda; Arachnida; Mesostigmata; Varroidae. The record is from RefSeq and is a predicted model, not a curated record. Gene Ontology annotation, cellular component: cytoplasm; myosin complex; membrane.
UUUACCGCAUCUCAUGGGCAGUGAUAGUAGUUGACAAUUGUACAUCUCCAUUUAAUUGUGCUUGACGAAACAAUAUAGUUGAACGUAGAGAAUUUAACAGGGACUAGCAUAUGUCCUUUUGUAUAUCGCCUAAUAUAUUCGCAUAUGCUCAGACACUAACAGAUCAAUCGGAUUCUGCUGUCUAGCAGAAAUUGCAAAUAAAAUUUAAUACGAUGCGAACACAAUUAUGAGGAAACAUGAAAGUUAUAUCUGCUUGAUCAUUAAUUGACCCCCAUAUUGUCGUCACGGUUUCCCAACGCGUCACCGCUGCACUAUGGGGGGGGCACAUCUAACAACGAACCACGCUACUUGAAAGCUUGUACUGUGAAUUAUUUUUGCGUUUUUUUUUUUUAUCACUGGGCUAGUGCCUCUCGUUAACUAAACGGAAAUUAGACACGCAAAAUUUAGGGAGCCAUUUCCUGUCUAUAGCUAGGGUAACUUCUUACACACAGAGUCUUUUUCUCCUCGACCUACAAUUGUUGUACUGCUAGUUGCUGGCAAUGUUCUAAAAGACAACUGUCCCCCGUGCAAGCCGUCCCUACGUUACUAGUUCAUAGUAAGUAUCGGUAAUGUAUAUCACGAAAUUCCUUGUUUUUCUUACGAUGGGGUCUUCGGAAAUAUUUCGAACGGGCCCUUUUUUGAGUCGGAAUCCACUGCUGUGAGCCACUCGCUGCUAUGAAAACAAAAAUGUGAUUUGUUUAUUAUUAUUGUUUACGACGAGCCGCCCUGAACGCUUCCUUUUCGGUCGGCAAAACUCGCGCAGUGUUGACGAGAACUAAAUAGAGUUAUAUCUACAGCCACAGAUGAUACUGCAAAUGGGUCGUUUUUAUGCGCUGUUAUAAAAACAGUGUCCACUUAGCAGUAAGUUUCGUUUCACUAUUAACAUCUAUUAAAGCAAAGUUGUAUAGCAUUUCUUUACACCGAGUUCAUGAUGAAGAGAUAUUCAUAGAAGCUGUUUUCAUCGUUAAUUAAUAAUAAACGUUGUACUUAAAUUACAUUUUUGGCAAAUGCAAAAGUUUUUUUUUAUCCCAUGGCUGACAGGGUGGAUCACAGCUACGUCAUUCAAUGCGGAUCGAAAUGACACUCUACGGUAGGUGUUGAGAUACGCUUAGUUGUUUACGACGCCAGCCUUCUGCCGAAAACGACGCGAUAUACACUUCUGACAUACGGCGUGUCCUUCUCAGCGUGUUCUGUGCGGAAAGCGUUUUCGCCCCUAAGUCACUCGCACCACAGCUUUGUCUCCCUUUAAUACUUACAGCCGAUUGAUCGACUUCUGGCCGUCGGGCAGCAGCGCAUUUCAGCUGGACGCACAGGCCGCUGAGACAGUAAAGAUCAUAGAGGAUUCCGCCACAUCAAAACCACCGAGUAGGAAUUAAUCCUAGACCACAGAUACACAGAAUGAAGGUAGAAAACGUGUGAAUUAUGGUACAGGAAACUGGUCCCAAUUCGUCUGCUACUGGGCUGCUUUUGAGUUAGCCUUGUCUGACUUAGAACUGUGGCUAUAAAGGAACUCUGUUAUUUCUUCGUCGUGGUCGGUCGGUGAGGAAGUUGUUUCGUCGUUACUUUUCGAAGAGCUCUGUAACUGUCGCUUGCUCAUAUCUCCUGCAAGUCUGCCCAAGUCGGGCGUCUUCCUACCCUUAGGCUCACUGUGACAUCACUCAGAGUCUUCUUGGAAUUAAUCAAAGUGUACCUGUUUGAAAUGUGGACAAGGUGUUCAUUGGAAAAUGUAUUUCUGCGACGCUCAUUGUAGAAUUGCGCUUUGCUGCACUGGUUUCUUCUGCCGAUAUAAUGAGACGCCAGAGUACAGUGUACAAAAGUUCCUACAUGCAUUUGGAUGACUCGACUCCUUCCGGAUCAGCUUUACACUGACGAAUUACUCGACGGCUAUAAAACUGACGUGCCAAUCGUGGCUAAAAAGAAACCCCGCCAUGGAUUAAUGGCUGGUAUGUCAAUAAGGGCCGUCAGCGAUGUUGAAGUUCAGUCAUCGCUGAAUCAACGCCAUCAAAGAAAAGCGAAAAAAAGGGUCGUAAGGUUAGCGGACGUUAAGGCUAUGCACGAUUACCACAGCAACGGGGCACAUUUCAACAAUCUUAGCCAGCUUCGUGAUCCUUUGGAACGGAGCGUUACUCUCGACCUCAUCGACGCACCGAAUCGUCGAGAACUAGGGAAGCCACAGCUCAAUGUAAAAUCUCACAACAAUAUACAGCCCCACCCGAUGUGGACGACAGAACACACAUCGAUGAUCGAUCUCGUCGAUUUGGGAAGGGAGAGCGGCAGUCCCUUAAGACACAACUGUUUUAGUGAAGGUGAAGGAGCUGAAAUUAGGAACUUCGGUUUUAUUCUUGGACCCGGUUUUGUCCAACGAAAAAAACUCACGACGACAAAGAGCAAGGCUUUGCCUCUAUUAGCACAGAUUGUCAAGCCUCUCAUGCACCCAUUGAGCAAAUCAUCAACUGAUCUUCGUGCACCCAGCUCGAUCGGUUCGGUCUCCAAAUGGGCAGAGAUACUGCACAACAAUCAGAUCAUCUUUUGUGGAGCGGCGACCAAUUUCGGCUGCAAGACAUUGUUGAACGAUGAACGUCGUGACGCCAGUCCAGCCCGCAAAUCGAAUGUGAUAAGGGCUGCUACUGACAUAAACCUGGAAACAAUCCCGAGUCGUCCGCCGGCAAAACCACCACGUUUUCGUAGCAGCCAAUCUCUGGCGGCGUCAAACCGAACUAAUAACCUAAACAGUUGUACGAGCGAUCGGCAGGCGAGCGAUAUCGGCCGACACAAGGAAAGCUUUAUCAAAUUCGGUUACCCAAGUGGCCAGAAUGGUCAAGCCCAGGGACGACGCACACCUCCCCGUGAAAAUCAACGAAACAAGGAUGAGCAGUCACCUGUAUCAAAACAUCCUGUAAAGCUGUCCCCGUUGGCAUUAGCGUCUUCUAUGGAAGGCGUUGAAAUCCGUACUCUGGCCUACUUCGGUAGAACAGUGGCUCCACCUACACUGUACGAUCAUCAAAAACGAGUCUCAGGAUUAACUCAUCGCGGAAUGGCAGAUGGGCGCCUUCCCACGAGCAGAGCUCGUGCCAACUCUGAGCUCCCGCAUGUUACUAGUGGCUCACUCAGGAGGAAAAAGAAGCCGCGUCCCGAUGCAUCCUCACAAAAUGAGGCGGCGCACUAUCAGCAGCGACUCAAAUCGAUCUCAUCGGAACUUGUUACCCUGCGGAAAAGAGUGUCGGUGGCAUUGCCCGAAGACAAUUCACCACCGCCGCCGUUCCCGCUCAACAGCAAUAACAAUAACCCACUCCAUACCAACAAGAACCUUUACAACGAAAGUAACAACCAUAGAAUCAAUCACAUCGGUAAUCAUGGCUCGGCAGCCCCUUCAGCAACAUGUACCUAUGAGAACAUUGUGUACCGGCAAUGCGUAUUAAAGCCAUUAACGUCAUCACUCAAACCACUGGCUCCUGUUGCCGGAGAUCCGCCAUCACCUCCGCGAACGCAUAAGGAAGUGCACGACCUCAUUCACACCAACGGACCUCUAACUGAAGACUCGGUCCUUCGAACAUUACAUGAGAGAUUCCACGAUGGCAUAUAUUUUACGAGCAUCGGCCCCGUUCUACUUGCCGUCAAUCCAUAUCAUGAACCAAAAAACGAUCUUACCCUGACCUCCGUCGGAGGGACCAACUGUCCAGAACUGCUCAAGGUCGUUAAGAGGGCAGUACGACAGCAACGUGAGACCGGAUGCUCGCAAACAAUUUUUCUCAGUGGUGAGAGUGGCAGUGGCAAGACGUUUGCUUCAAUGGUUCUUUUGCGUCAGUUAUUCAACGUCGCGGGUGGAGGCCCCGAAACCGAUUCAUUUAAGCAUCUCGCGGCGGCCUUCACCGUGCUGCGCUCUUUGGGAACAGCGAAGACCACAUCGAACAGUCAAUCUAGCCGAAUCGGCUACUUUAUUGAAGUUCAGGCGACAGAUGGCGUAUUAUACCGAACAAAGAUCCGCGGUUUUAUGCUCGACCAGAGCCGCGUGGUUCGUCAGUCCCUCAAUGAAAAGAACUAUCACAUCUUCUAUCAGCUGCUUGCAGGCUUGUCACCCGAAGACAAGGAGAAAUUACACCUUAAAAACCAUUCGGUGACAACACUGAACUACUUGAAUCGAGCGGACACCCAGUGCGACACUCAGCUCGAUGCUGAGCGUUUCCGAAACUGGCGGUCCAGCCUGGCGUUGCUUGGCUUUCAGCCAAUGGAUGUCCUCAGGGUCCUAGCAGCUGUGCUUCUUCUUGGCAAUAUCCAAUUCGUCGACAAACACGACAGUGUGGAUCAGGUAGAUGUCGAAGAUGGUAACAUCAUUAAGUCAGUUGCAUUGUUAUUGGGCACUUCAUCCCCCGCACUUCAUUCCGCACUUACGAGACGGACCACGAUACUUCGGGGGAAAGCAACCCUAACUGCCUGCGACCUAGCAACGGCUGUGAGUAAUCGAGAUGCCCUCGCGAAGGCUCUUUACUGCCGAACGGUAGAAAUGGUUCUUCGAAAAGCGAACAGCCUGAAAGGUGCCGGUUCGACGUCUGGUACCCUCAGCUCAGAUAGCAACGAGUCGGUGCAUCAGCAGCAUUUGGACGUCAGUAACGUUCAACAUGGCUCACUCCACCAGAGUUCGACACUCAAUUCGACUGGCUCCAAAAGUCACAAGUCGAUGAGCGUUCUGAAUUCAGCUGUGAAGCAAGCAAACGACGGCUUCAUCGGGAUCUUUGAUAUGUUUGGGUUUGAGAACAACUCAACGGAGAAUCGACUAGAACAGCUAUGUAUCAAUUUGUGCGCUGAAACAAUGCAAAAUUUCUACAACCUUCACGUUUUUAAAAGUUCACUGGAUGCUUGCACGGAAGAAGGCGUGAACUGUGACUUCGAUAUGGAGUAUGCUAAUAACAUGCCUUGCAUCGAUCUCAUUUCGCAUUUGCGAACGGGCAUAAUGAGUAUGUGCAACGUCGAAUGCUCAGUUCAUGGAAGCCCAGACAGCUUCGUUGAAAACCUUACGGCAAGACACAAAAACAAUCCGAUCUUCUUCCGGCCAUCGACGCCACACGAAGCCAUGUCUACGACGAAGUUUGUUGUUCGUCAUUACGUCGGAAAUGUAACGUACGACGCUGCCGAGUUUUUGGAUUGCAAUCGGGACGAGAUCGUUGACGAUUUGCUCUGUCUUUUCCACAAAAACUCGUGUACGUUCCCAUUUGUCUCAAAUCUAUUCGGUGCCGAGAUGAAGAUUCUCUAUUCCCAUAACAAUAUGGCUAGUGGAGCUAAGUUUCGAAUUUGCUCACCUUCACCGUCGGCGUGGACAAACUUUGAUGAAAAUCGUGCUGAGCCGAUCUCGACCAUAACACAAGAUUUCCUCACGAGGGUUGACAAGCUUUGGAGAAAACUGAUUUCAGCGAAACCGCAUUUCAUUCGCUGUAUUAAGAGCAACGACCACGGACAGCCUAGACAGACGGAACGAACAUGCGUCAUGAAACAGUUACGAGUUCUACAGGUUCUUGAGACCGUUAAUCUUAUGGCAUGUGGCUAUGCACAUCGUAUGCGAUUCCGGGAGUUCAACAAUCGUUACUAUCUACUAGCGCCAUUCAAAUUACUGAAGCGGAAAGAGGAAACGAUCUUUCUCGAUAGCCAAGAAAUUCUAGAGCAUUUUACCGCGGCACUCCAAAACGUAAAGCUCUCGAACGCCGUAGUAAGUUGGACUCGAGGCAAAAAGCACAUCUUCCUUAGUGAGCAUGCCCGCCAGCUGUUAGAAAGAUUCCGGGAUCAACGACGUUAUUCGGCUGCUCUCCUGAUACAAACAGCUUAUCGGUCAUAUGUUCAUGACAAAAAGGAGCGUAAAAGACAUCAGCAGCACCAACAACAGACGAUCAUGCAAAAUCGAACCAAACCAAUACCAAAGGCUCGCGGAUCGACGGAGUGCUCCAAGUCGAUGGUAAACGGAGGUUGUACGUCGGCGUUUGAUGCUGUCAGUGGCCACCAUAGCUGGACGGGCUCACUACGACGUCAACCAAAUCCCAAUACAACAGCGCGAUUCGGAGCUGUAAGCCAAGCAUCCCGUUAUCUUAACACAUCUCAGACGACCAUCUCGCGCAGCCUGAAUCAAUCCAUUGCAGGUUGCCACCCCUCAAACCUGAGCGUGACUGGACGAAAUAACGUGAAUUUGGAUAUGUCUAUGCGAAGCUGUUUCACUCAGUUACCAUCCCAUCAGCCGCAGCAACUCAUCACGUCAGCACGAACUGCCACUUUGACUAAGACGGGCACAGUAUCGAAGUUGAGUGGUGGACGACCUCGACCACAGCCAAUAGCUGGAACCCCUCCUCCAGAAACAGGCGACCAGCGUUGCGAUCCACGUGUCGUUCUGCAAACAUGCGCAAUGUAUGGUCUUGACAGUGACUGUCCGCCUCCUAUACCGCCGAGUCGCUCGUACACGGUGACCGGCAACGCAAAGUUAAGCUAUCCUCAAGAACGAGUCAUGCGAAUCGAUUAUCCCGAUAAUCCGAACGAUGGGCACAGAUCGGGCGCAAAAAUUCUCAAAGGCGACACAGUUAUGGUUCUGGGCUCAUCUACGCACAAGGGCCAUUUACGAGUGGAAUGCCGUGGCCACGUAUUCCAUGUACCCCACCAACUGCUUGAGCUACGACCGAAGAUUCCUCAGGUUCAGCCGGUUAAUAUUCGCUCAAGGCACCAUCAUCAACCAUCCGGACCCAACAGCCUCAUUAAUGCGACCCUUGUCUCGAAUUGACGACGUACGAUGCGCGCUAUAGCCUUGAUAUAUAUGUAUCGCUUUCUAGCAUGUGUGUUGUAUUAGUAACAGCAACGAUUCGUAGAGCAAUUGUUAUGGACAGUAGACAAAGGACGAAUUACUACAAAGAGUUAGUUAAGGGUUGUGCGUUAGAUAAGCAGUGUCUGCUGUUGAUUGAACAGAAUACGAUCACGAAACGUGUUGGUGACUAAGACAGCGUGUCGAGUUUUAACGAAUGAUUUAGUGGAACUCAGAUUUUGUAGACCAAUCCCUUAGCGCGUGCAUGACUGUUGCAGGGGCCAUCUGUCAUAUCGUCAAUUUUCAAUUGAGGCACCGUCCAAUCAAGCAACAAAACGUGUUCGUUACCGAUAAAGCAAAUGUAAAUAUGUGUACACUUUGUAAAUAUGGUUACCUAUAAAGAAUCCUCUUUAACGAGAGGGAUUAUAUCAUAAAAAUUUGAAAAAAAAAAACACGAUUGCUUAGUGCUGGUGCAAUACGGAGUAUUUGUGAAUAUGCCAAUUUUCAAAAACAAAAUAGUUCGACAAUAAAAAUACGUCUGCAUUCUCUUUAAUUUUGUUCUCUUUAAGUGAUAUUAUUUGGUGUGAUUUCAUUUAAUCAAAAAAAAUAUUAUACAGUUAGGGUAAUUUGCGAAAUAACGUUCACGUUUAAAUGUUAUAUUUGAAAUGGUUCAAUAUAGACAGAAGU